AUGCCAAUCACUCUGCCCCCAAAGACAGUUGAUGUAAAUCGUCAGCAAUCAGGAGUAGGAGAAAAAAGUUUAGUUUAUCUCAGACAGAGUGGAUCAGAGAUACUAGGAGUCCCCUAUGAAACUGAUGGAAAGUCGGUUUUUCAUGCAGAGGAUGGCAAUAAGAUUAACAAUUCGGGGGUUGAGGGCACGACAUUUUACAAAUCUGGAAGAACUGCAUACAGAUACAAAGAUGAUGGAAGGAAAGAAUAUGUGACAAUGUCAGAUUCAGCAUUUCCAGUUUCUUAUCAUCAGAAGACCGAAAUAUUUGAAUCGGAUCAAAAUAAAGAGAAAAUACCUUUCUACCAAGACAGGUCCCCUGAAGAUUUAACAUCCGGGCGCAUUUACAGAAAACAAACCGAGUGGAGGACAGAGAGAGCUACCCAAGACGACACACAACCUCGGGUGUACAAAAAAUGGAAAGUGAUUGAGAAAACUGAAGCAUAA
This is a messenger RNA of Saccostrea echinata, 483 nucleotides long. RefSeq lists its product as uncharacterized. Bases 1 to 483 code for a protein of 160 amino acids. The transcript has 3 exons. Lineage: Eukaryota; Metazoa; Mollusca; Bivalvia; Ostreida; Ostreidae. The record is from RefSeq and is a predicted model, not a curated record.